This is a messenger RNA of Sinocyclocheilus grahami, 3547 nucleotides long. Its product is annotated as kelch-like ECH-associated protein 1. The record is from RefSeq and is a predicted model, not a curated record. The transcript has 5 exons. Bases 1874 to 3460 code for a protein of 528 amino acids. Gene Ontology annotation, molecular function: protein binding. Lineage: Eukaryota; Metazoa; Chordata; Actinopteri; Cypriniformes; Cyprinidae.
AUAUAUAGGUCAAAUAAAAUGAAAACAUUGAUAAGAAGAGGAAAGCACGCUAAACCUCAUUAAUUGAAUUCUCAAAUUGUUUCAAGAAUUUGACACAGUUUUAUUACUAGUUAAGCAGCAAGUGUACAUGUGCUAGUGCUGCAUACGAAUGAGGUAGGUUUAUUACUCUAGAACAUUUUUGCAUUUGUCAAAUGAAAUCAGCAACAAACAGUAUUUGAAUUAAACAUUUAAUGUUAUAGUUUGGGGAACAAGUGAACAGGUACAGAUAAAACCACAUUUAUUAGUGAGUAAUCAAAGUAGCCUUGAAAAGCAGGAUUGAAAAUUGGGGUUUGCCUGUGUCAUGUAAACUUAUCUUAAUCCAAGUAAUUCCUCACCCUGACUAAUGGUAUACACGUAAACAUAGCCAUUGUAUAGAAACUGCAGUGUAAAGGUACUUCAAAAAUGUCAACCGUUUUGUUCCAUAGACACAGUAUGUAGGCUUCGAACGACGUGAGGCUAGACAAAUAAUGACUAUGCAUUUAAUUGCAUCAUCCUCCACAGCUCAACAUGGUAGUUAACCAGAACAAAAGUUCACUUGGCAGCACCUUCCACAAAAAGUUCCAGCUUUUCACUUUCUGUUUUGUAAUUUUUCAAAUAACCUGACACUCAGCGAGUUAAUGGUUAAUCCCACCAAAGCCAUGGUGCUAAUGUGCACAGCGCAGCAUGUUAACGUUCUCUUUAAAGUCCGGCUUAGCAAUAUGGCAUGUGGGAGUUUGACUCAAUGAGCCUUUAUGAGGGAUGGAGGCCAUGACUGAAGAUGCCGUCUUAGUUCCAAAAGAAGCCGUUGCUGGCAGUGUUGUCUUGUGAUAACCCCUGCUUUAAGACAAAUAAGUGUGUCCUCAGCACUCUGGAUUGUGCAAUAAGAGCAGCAGAGAUGACCUGCAAGUGUGGGACGUUACAUAACCCAUGAAAAAAAAUUAGCUUCUGAUGAGCAACAACUUCUAGACUGAUCAACAACAGAGACUUUGGCCCUCACUUGAAAACCAUGUUAGUGUGCACAAAGGUCUUUUGAUACACUAUUCCAACUAUUCCAGUUGUGCCACAAGCAUGGUUUUCAAAGUAUUGUCUGUAUAACGCAGGAAAUCACAUGUUGCGUCUGUGAAUAAGGGUGUGGCUUGGCUGUUUUCGCUUUUUUGAAGUCUACUUGACAUCCGUCAAUGAAUAGGGAAGUGAAACCUGAUUCAGCCAAGUCUGUGCAACUGUCAACAACAUAGACUGUACUUAAAGACAGUUUCUUGUACACAUUGUUAUAGUAGAAAUUGCCUCUUAAGGAUUUACGUAAUGCUGCCAUUGUAUUCCUUGUAUAUCGCCUGUUCCAUGUAGUGUUUGUUUAGUUUUAUAUCUAAGAUAUCUUCCUCGAUCACCUUGGCUAUAUUCAAUUAUGCAUUUGAUAAACAUUUCUCAAUGUUGUAUCUCUGUUUUUCACAGGGUGAAAAGAGCUCGGACCAUCUCAGAGGACAAUAACCUUUUGGAAGAAAAGAAUAUUGCAUUUUUAAUGCGUGUGCUUAAAAUAAACUUUAAGAUAACUUUGCUUGUACAUCCUCUAGAGUAUAAAAAUAAAAAAACUUUUUACUUCAUCUAUACUAGACAAAUAGCAGCAUUUGUCUGAUUUAAGGGAAACAGCGCGUAAUAUUUCAACAAUGCCAACUUGGCUUGAUACAGAAACUUGGUAUGGUGGACUUCUAACCAGGCAGAAGAAACAUGGCUCUCUAUCUCUAAGCGAUCAUCAGUUGUGCCUUUAUUUCUUCAUGACACGUGGAUGGAUUUAGACAUUGUUCCACUGCAGUCGCCAUCCAUUUCCUACUUAUAUCAGUGACAUUCUAGGUCUCGGAUAAUGAUAUGUCCAAGAAAGAAGAGGCCCAUCAAAGAUGAGGAUUUCUCUGCCAUUGUGGUGCCCUCCAUGAGGGGUCAUGGUUACUUGGAUUACACAGUUGAAAGUCAUCCCUUUAGAGCCAUGCAGAUCAUGGAUGAGCUCCGCCAUCAUGAGUUGCUCUGUGAUCUGGUGCUACAUGUAACUUACAAAGACAAGAUAGUAGAUUUUAAGGUGCAUAAACUGGUGCUGGCUGCCUGCAGUCCUUACUUCAAAGCCAUGUUCACCAGUAACUUCAAGGAAUGCCAUGCCUCGGAGGUCACCCUGCGAGACGUGUGCCCUCAAGUCAUCAGCCGCCUCAUUGACUUUGCCUACACCUCCCGUAUAACAGUGGGCGAGAAGUGUGUUCUUCACGUCCUCUUGACUGCGAUGCGCUAUCAGAUGGAAGAGGUGGCCAAAGCAUGCUGCGAUUUCCUCAUGAAGAACCUGGAGCCAUCAAAUGUCAUAGGCAUCUCGAGAUUUGCAGAGGAGAUCGGCUGCAUCGAUCUUCACCUUCGCACACGAGAGUAUAUCAACACUCACUUCAAUGAGGUAACCAAAGAGGAAGAGUUCUUCAGUUUGUCCCAUUGCCAGCUGCUGGAGCUGAUCAGUCAGGACAGUCUAAAGGUGCUCUGUGAGUCCGAGGUCUACAAGGCCUGCAUCGACUGGGUUCGCUGGGAUGCGGAAAGCCGAGCGCAGUACUUCCAUGCCCUCCUCAACGCGGUCCACAUCUAUGCCCUGCCACCCACAUUCCUCAAAAGACAACUGCAGUCCUGUCCCAUCCUCAGCAAGGCCAACUCUUGCAAGGACUUCUUGUCCAAGAUCUUCCAGGACAUGGCUCUUCGAAAACCCCUGCCGCCCGCUCCUCAUCGUGGGACGCAGCUCAUCUACAUAGCAGGAGGUUACAAGCAACACUCUCUGGACUCUCUGGAAGCCUUCGACCCACGGAAGAAUGUCUGGAUAAAUCUAGCUGACAUGGGAUGUCCUUGUAGCGGGCUCGGGGCGUGCGUGUUGUUCGGGCUCCUUUAUACGGUCGGGGGACGGAAUCUCUCUCUGCAGAACAACAUGGAGUCUGGAUCUUUGUGCUGCUACAACCCCAUGACUAACCAGUGGACCCAGCUGGCUCCGCUCAACACGCCCAGAAACCGAGUGGGUGUCGGGGUCAUUGAUGGCAGCAUUUAUGCCGUAGGGGGUUCACAUGCCUCUACACAUCACAACAGCGUUGAGAGGUAUGACCCAGAGACAAACCGCUGGACAUUUGUGGCCCCUAUGUCAGUGGCGCGGCUGGGGGCCGGUGUCGUCGCGUGCGGGGGAAGUCUGUAUGUGGUUGGAGGAUUCGACGGGGACAACCGAUGGAACACGGUUGAGCGCUAUCAACCAGACACGAACACCUGGCAGCACAUGGCACCUAUGAACACAGUUCGGAGCGGUCUCGGUAAAUAUACUGCACCAUUUAUCAAACUAAUGAGUUGGAACUGUUUUCUUUUACUUGACAUGUUAACCGCACAUGAUGUACUGCGUGAAUGGUGCGAUUAUAUAAAAGUGACUAAAGGGAACAAUAUGAAUAUAUGAGAACAAAAGACCACAUCAUAUCUAAUCAUCUAGUCAUUUUUCAGCAUGUUGUUACAACCUGCAACAACAUAAAACACCAUUAAAGUU